AUGGCUCCAGUGAUUACAAGACCUGGCUCUGAGGAUAACCUUGCUCGCCGAGACACAAUUCCCUUGGGCGAGUACUUGUUUUUGCGCAUUGCUCAGGCCAACCCUAAACUUAAGUCCAUUUUUGGUAUCCCAGGCGACUUCAACUUGGCUCUUUUGGAGCAUUUGUACACGAACUCUGUUGCUCGUGAUAGAGGCAUCGAGUUCGUCGGGAUCUGCAACGAGCUCAAUGCCGCAUACGCUGCCGACGGCUACGGGAGAGUCAUCCAGAGCUUGAGCGUGUUGAUCACCACUUACGGUGUGGGCGAGCUUUCUGCCAUCAACGGUAUCGCAGGCGCUUUCGCCGAGUACGUGCCCGUGUUGCACAUUGUCGGCACCACGUCGACAGUUCAGCAGAACCAAGCGAAAAACGCCUCGAAGGGCUCUGUUCGUAACAUCCACCACUUGGUGCCGAGCAGACACGCCUUGACGCCUCCAGACCACAAUGUCUACAAACGUGCUGUAGAGGGUGUCUCGUGCAUUCAGGAGUCGCUAACAAAGGAUGACGGCCUUGAGAACUUGGAUAAAAUCGACAAGGUGCUUGCCAAAAUCUUGCAGGAGAACAGACCAGGCUACUUAUUCGUGCCCUGUGAUGUUCCUGACGUGAUGGUCCCCGUUUCGAGAUUGGCUGAGCCUUUGGAAGUCAGCGAGCUCAAGGAUGCCACUUUGCUCGAUGAUGUCGCUGACAAAAUCUUGAAUAAGCUCUAUAACGCCCAGAAGCCGGCCAUCUUUGGCGACGCCUUGGUUCCACGCUUCAGGGCACAGGAGCAGUUUACAAAGUUUGUCGAGUCAAUGCCCGCAAAUUUUGUCAGGCUCUUUUCGUCCAAUAUUGGCAGGAAUAUCGAUGAGACGUUACCCAACUAUGUUGGUUGCUAUUAUGGCAAGUUGACUGAAGACAAGAAAAUUGUGGAAUCCAUAGAAAACAACACGGAUGUGUUGCUCAACUUUGGCUACUUCAACAACGAAACCAACAAUGGUUUCAACACUUUCAACUUUGAUAAUGUCAAAGACUACAUUGUCAUUCACCCAGACUACAUCUACAUUGACGGCGAGUUCAUUGAGGUGAAGAGUGAACAAAAGGAUCAGAGAGUGUUCUCACUCAAUGACUUGAUGACAAGGCUUGUGGAGAAGCUCGACGUGACCCAAUUUGUUCACAACGACGGCAAGGUUUGCAACAUUGACUAUAAGUAUGAAAUGCCUGUGUACUCUGAAAGAGACGGUGGUGACAAGACCACCAUUACUCAAAACAAGUUGAUGGACUUCAUGAAGGAUUACUUGCAGCCCAACGAUAUCUUUAUUGUCGAGACUUGCAGUUUCCUCUUUGGCGUUGCUGACUUGGCGUUGCCCAAGGGCGUUCAGUUCUACUCGCAGUCGUUCUACGGAUCCAUUGGCUACGCUUUGCCUGGCACGCUAGGAGCAGCUCGUGCGGAAAGGGAUUUGGGCACAAAGAGAAGAGUUGUUUUGGUGCAAGGCGAUGGAUCAGCGCAAAUGACGGUCCAGGAGUUGUCGUCGUACAUCAGACACGACAUCCAGCCACCCAAGAUCUUCUUGUUGAACAACGAAGGGUACACAGUGGAGAGACACAUUCGUGGGCCUACACGGUCUUACAACGAUAUUCAAGACAACUGGAAAUGGACGCAAUUGUUGAGUGUUUUGGGAGACCCCGAACAGAAGAAGCAUACCUCAGCCGACGUGCAUUUUGCCGAGGAGUUGAGGAAUUUGUUGAAGAAGCCGGUUUCCGACAAGAUUGAGUUCUACGAGCUCCACUUGACGAAGUUGGAUGUCCCCGACAGAUUUUUACUGAUGUUCAAGUAG
Messenger RNA from Candidozyma auris, 1851 nucleotides. It is a transcript of the gene ARO10, whose product is annotated as phenylpyruvate decarboxylase. The transcript has a single exon. Lineage: Eukaryota; Fungi; Ascomycota; Pichiomycetes; Serinales; Metschnikowiaceae. Bases 1 to 1851 code for a protein of 616 amino acids. Gene Ontology annotation, molecular function: thiamine pyrophosphate binding; magnesium ion binding; carboxy-lyase activity. The record is from RefSeq and is a predicted model, not a curated record.